CAAAAUUUGGAGAGUAACCUCACCAACCUUAUUAAGAGGAAUACUGAACUGGAGACACUUUUGGCGAAACUCAUUCAGACCUGUCAACAUGUAGAAGUAAAUGCAUCCCGCCAAGAAACCAAGCUAAUGGAAGAAUGUGACCAGCUCAUUGAAAUCAUCCAGCAAAGACGACAAAUAAUUGGAACCAAAAUCAAGGAAGGAAAGGUGGUGAGGUUGAGAAAACUGGCUCAGCAGAUUGCGAACUGCAAACAGUGCAUUGAGCGCUCAACAUCCCUCAUCUCUCAGGCUGAACAGUCGCUGAAGGAGAAUGAUCAUGCUCGCUUCCUGCAAUCUGCCAAAAAUAUCACUGAAAGGGUUUCCAUGGCAACCGCAUCCUCCCAGGUUCUAAUUCCUGAAAUUAAUCUCAACGAUACUUUUGAUACUUUCGCACUUGAUUUUACCAGGGAGAAGAAAUUAUUGGAAUGCCUUGAUUACCUUACAGCUCCCAACCCACCCACCAUUCGAGAAGAACUCUGUACAGCUUCUUAUGAUACCAUCACUGUCCACUGGACGUCGGAUGAUGAGUUCAGCGUGGUCUCUUAUGAGCUGCAGUACACCAUCUUCACUGGACAAGCUAAUGUUGUUAGUAAGUAUAAACCUUCUCUUUUCUAG
Messenger RNA from Phaethon lepturus (White-tailed tropicbird), 651 nucleotides. Its product is annotated as E3 ubiquitin-protein ligase Midline-1-like. The transcript has 5 exons. The annotation marks the transcript as partial. The record is from RefSeq and is a predicted model, not a curated record. Lineage: Eukaryota; Metazoa; Chordata; Aves; Phaethontiformes; Phaethontidae.